This is a messenger RNA of Larimichthys crocea (large yellow croaker), 1638 nucleotides long. RefSeq names its product chromosome XIV C11orf68 homolog (gene cxivh11orf68). The record is from RefSeq and is a predicted model, not a curated record. Bases 423 to 1166 code for a protein of 247 amino acids. The transcript is spliced from 2 exons. Lineage: Eukaryota; Metazoa; Chordata; Actinopteri; Sciaenidae.
ACGUCCACGGUUUGUUUGCGAUAAUUCCUAUCGAGCAGACGCAAUAUACGUAUGUUCGGACGUGAGUUGUGACAAACAGCUGCCUGUUAACUAGAUAAUGUGUCUGAGUUUGUCGAGACGAACAUGGGCGACUGGUAAAAUGGCUAGCUAGUGACGGCUAGCUACAAUAACACAAGAGCCAAGCGACACAAAGCUUUCGACGCGUAGCUGAGUAUAUGUGCUUAAAUGUAUGGUAACUGUUACGGUAAACGACACACACGUAAAAAAAAUUACAGCAACUUAUUUUUGUGGGAGACAAACGUUAAUUAUUAAGCAAGUGUUGCUAAUGUAGCAGGAGGCUAGCUGCGUCAGUAAACAUCCGCACGCUGUCCAGCUGAGAACAAGCUCCAGGACUUGUUUAUUAGCCUCGCUCGGACUGCAUUAUGGAGGAAGAAGAGGGCCCCGUAGAUGGCGAGGUGGAGACCCCCUUUGCUGCAGAGACCUAUGCUGCGGAGGCCAUGGCUGCAGACAUGGACCCCUGGAUCGUGUUUGACUCGAGAAGAACUCCCAGGUCUGAGUUUGAAGGCUGGCUGGAGAGCAACAGGCCCUCACAAGUGUACAGAUUCGGUGAUGAGGAAGGUGGUGUCAGCCCUGUGGGGUGGAUCGCGGUGCUGGGCAUGAACCACUACCCCAGCACCGGGGACGUCACGGGUCUCCAGGAAAGCUGGGAGAAACUUUUGGCCUGUGGCCGGCCUGCCAGCUUCCAGACAGUGAAGGAGCUGGCCCUGAACCAUGGAGUGCUUACUGGCAAGUGGUUGAUGCACUUGGACUCUGGUUUCAAGUUGGACCAUGCCUGGGAGUGCGUGGCCAGAGCAGCUCUGGAUGGCAAGAUCUCCCUUGUUAAAGUCAGUCCCCAUAAUCCAAAGGGAGAGGCCAAGCAGGUCAUUUGUGCCUAUAACCAGAACUUCACUGACGAGAGUGAGGUUAUAAGGCUGGACUCCAUCAUCCGUGCCACAGGGGUCAAAUGCCCUCUGUCCUACAAACCAGAUGUGUACACAUACCUUGGAAUCUACAGAAACAACCGCUGGAAGAUUUGUCCAACCAUAUACGAGAGCAAAUUCGACCUGGAGUGCGUACCCAGGCGUUCACACAUCAUCAACAAAGUCACCAAUCUUGAAGUAACAUAAGCCCAGGACGACGGUUUGGCAGGACGGGUAAAUGAAGAGGCACUUGGUGACGGCUGGAUCGCGCAGCACAACUUACUGACAGACUGAAGUCGUUUUGAAUUUUGAUCUCAAGUUCUUCCUUUGGCAAAAAAAAAAAAGCACAAUCUCAUUUUGUUCUCGUCUUCUCAUGCUGUAAUACAUUCAGAGUGACCUGAAUUGUCACGUUUUUUUUUUCUGUAUUGAAUAUAUCGUAUUCAUAAGUCAUAUGUUUUUGUAUUCUCGAGGAUCUGUUUAACACGCUAACACUUACCUGACCGACAGGUGGCUCAAGAAAUCCUUGAUUUGUGUGCAUGUGCUCAGAGGAAACUUUGCAUCCAAUGAAGAAUUUCUUUUUUUUUAUAAAUCACAUUUGUCUCAUUUGUUUGGCUUUAUUAUUAUUUGGUUUGUACUGAAUGGAGACAACAGAGCUGCCAAAUAAAGUCUACUUUUGAAG